AUGGCAGGAGCUGAUGGAGACGAUUCUCUCUACCCUAUUGCCGUUCUCAUUGAUGAGUUACGAAAUGAGGACGUUCAGUUACGUCUGAACAGCAUUAAGAAGCUGUCCACCAUUGCGCUGGCUCUCGGUGUAGAGAGGACCCGCACUGAGCUCCUUCCUUUCCUCACAGACACCAUUUAUGAUGAAGAUGAGGUGCUUUUGGCACUGGCUGAGCAGCUUGGCAAUUUCACCAUGUUGGUGGGAGGGCCAGAGUAUGUCCAUUGCCUCCUGCCACCUCUGGAGAGUCUUGCUACAGUGGAAGAAACGGUAGUCAGAGACAAAGCCGUGGAGUCCCUGCGAAAGAUCUCUCAGGAGCACUCUCCAGUUGACCUGGAGGUCCAUUUUGAGCCUUUGGUGAAGCGGCUGGCCAGUGGUGACUGGUUCACCUCUCGCACAUCAGCCUGUGGCCUCUUUAGUGUGUGUUAUCCUCGUGUCUCCAGCACUGUCAAGGCUGAAAUCCGACAGCAUUUUCGCACCUUGUGCUCUGAUGACACUCCUAUGGUGCGUCGUGCUGCAGCAUCAAAACUUGGGGAGUUUGCCAAAGUCCUGGAGCUGGAUUAUGUCAAAAGUGAUAUAAUUUCCCUUUUCACAGCUCUGGCCUCCGAUGAGCAGGACUCUGUGCGGUUGCUUGCCGUGGAGGCUGGAGUCAGCAUUGCCACUCUUCUGCCUCAGGAGGACCUGGAGACACUGGUAAUGCCAACCCUGCGCCAGGCCGCAGAGGAUAAAUCUUGGAGGGUCCGUUACAUGGUUGCUGACAAGUUCUCUGAGCUCCAGAAAGCCGUGGGCCCAGAGAUCACAAAGAACGACCUGGUCCCAGCCUUCCAGAACCUUCUGAAAGAUUGUGAAGCAGAGGUUCGUGCAGCUGCUGCCAACAAAGUCAAAGAAUUCUGUGAGAAUCUUCCAGAGGACAGCCGUGAGCAAAUCAUCAUGACCCACAUCCUGCCCUGUGUCAAGGAGCUGGUUUCAGACACCAAUCAGCAUGUGAAGUCAGCCCUGGCCUCUGUCAUUAUGGGCCUAUCGACCAUCCUGGGCAAGGACAACACAAUAGAGCACUUACUGCCUCUCUUCUUGGCUCAGCUUAAGGACGAGUGCCCUGAGGUACGUCUCAACAUCAUCUCAAACCUAGACUGUGUGAACGAGGUGAUUGGCAUACGCCAGCUCUCCCAGUCACUGCUGCCGGCCAUUGUGGAGCUGGCUGAGGAUGCCAAGUGGAGGGUUCGCCUUGCCAUCAUAGAGUACAUGCCCUUGUUGGCAGGACAGCUGGGAGUGGAAUUCUUUGAUGAAAAGCUCAACACCCUAUGCAUGGCCUGGCUUAUUGACCAUGUCUACGCCAUCCGUGAAGCAGCCACCUGCAACCUCAUGAAGCUUGUGGAGAAGUUUGGAGCCGAGUGGGCCCAGAACACCAUCGUGCCCAAAGUUCUGGGCAUGGCCAACGAUCCCAAUUACCUCCACAGGAUGACCACUCUGUUCUGCAUCAACGCGCUGUCAGAGGCCUGCGGUCAGGAGAUCACCACCAAGCAGAUGCUCCCCGUGGUCCUGAAGAUGUCCAACGACCAGGUGGCCAACGUCCGCUUCAACGUGGCCAAGUCUCUCCAGAAGAUCGGCCCAGUCCUCGACAGCAACGCCCUGCAGUCGGAGGUGAAGCCGGUGCUGGAGAAGCUGGCCACCGACUCCGACAUGGAUGUCAAGUACUUUGCCCAGGAGGCCAUUAGUGUUCUGGCCCUUGCAUAA
Messenger RNA from Menidia menidia (Atlantic silverside), 1770 nucleotides. NCBI's taxonomy places the organism in Eukaryota, Metazoa, Chordata, Actinopteri, Atheriniformes, Atherinopsidae. The record is from the annotation of a GenBank genome assembly.